GCAUGACGACGACGCCAUCUUUCUAUUGAUAUUCCAAAAUCAGUGAAAUUUAAAAUUUGUGAAUAGCGAAUUGGUCAAGUUUUUGAUUCUGUUUAUAUUAUUGUUAGCGAUUAUAUUAUUUUUGUGCAUACCAUUUAUUGAAACUAUUGGUAACAUUUGCGUAACAAGAAAAUGGGGAAAAAAUCUCGUCACUCAUCCCAUCGCUCGAAAAGCGUUCACUCAUUUCUUAGUAUACAAAAGAGUGAGAAGUUUCUCAACAAGACACAUAGUAAAACUAGGAAAAACAUUAAAAAGUUAUUUGAACACCUACGCAAUGAGGGUGAUUCAUGUUCUUCGUCAAGGUCUGACUCAACAGUAAUAGAAGUUGAUGGAAAUAACCCACAGGAAAAGGAAAAUGGAACCAGUGGUUUUAUUAUGGUGGGAGGUGAAGAUGAUGACUUAAUCAUAAAUAACUCUCCGUGUCCUAUACAAUGCUCAACACCUCUAUCUACAAGCAAGCAUUCAAUAAAAAAGACUAAUUCGCCCUUUAGAAUUAACAACAACUCAAACUCUGCACAGAACUUCCAGCAAGAAGUUGAAGAUUUAACCAAAGAAAUUAAUAGUGACUCAUAUUUAACAAUAGAUUUAACUACAGAAAGUGGUUUGAAUACUACUAACCAGCAUAAUACAGUCAUAGAUUUAGCAAAUACCAUAGAUAAUAACUGUACAUUUCCCAAUGAGAGUUUGUCUAUGAGUGGAGAUUCAGAUGUUACUGUUAUAAACACUAAGAAACAUAAAGAACAACUUAAUAAUGCACAAAUGAAAAAGUUUGCGAGUGGAAUUGCAAAGAUGGACUCAUCAGAAAGAGGAAAGUUAUUGGAGUUUAUAGCACAAAAGAUUUUUAAUGGUUGCAAUGGGCCUAGCAGUGGAAAUCUUAGCUUACAUAGUCUUAAGAAUGGAGUUACCAGGGCCACAGAAACUGUAGAAGAUACAUACAUAAAGGAAAUUAUAUUAGGGAAGGCUACUUCCCGGAAUAGCAUAGGUAGCAAUAUAUACAACCCCGAGAGAGAUAUACGGAACAAGACUGGCUUAAGGAUGAUUGUUAUAGAUGGCAGCAAUGUUGCUAUGCAGCACAGUAAGGGCAGGAAAUUUUCAGUGAAGGCUCUAAAAAUUUGCAUUGACUAUUUCUUGCAGCGCGGACAUGUUGUCAAAGCAUUUGUCCCUCGUUUCAGGUGUAAACUAGGCAAAAGCACCGAUGGCAGACUCCUUGACGUGUUAGAAAGACAGGGGCAUGUGGUAUACACACCCUCAAGAGAGAUUCAGGGCCGAAUGAUCACUUCAUACGACGACAGGUACAUAGUCCAAUGUGCAGCAGAGUUCGACGGAGUCAUAGUGUCUGGGGAUAAUUACAGAGACCUGAUGACUGAAAAUCCAAGAUGGCGGCAUGUCAUAGAGAAUAGACUGUUGCAGUUCACGUGGGUCGGUGACAUGAUCAUGUUCCCCAGGGACCCGUUGGGCAGGUGUGGUCCAACACUGGAACAGUUUUUAAGACAUCCAUCUACAUAGUGGUAUAGACAAUAUAGAAACUGGGACUAUAAAGACAAUAUUUUGUAGUUUUAUAUUAAAUGUGAUAUUAUUGUUUAUGGUCAAAUCUUGGUGUCUCGUGUAAUGUCAACCAUUUCAACGAAAUAUUGAGGAAGUAUACAGAAAUGUGUUAGUGAAUUAAAUUCCAAUUUUUUUGCUGUUUUAAUUGUAAUUGUUUCAAAUUGUAUCUAAAAAAGGGGAAAAGUAAAAUAUAGCAUUUUGCUUAAUGUUUUGAGUAAAAAAAUAUAUAAAAUCCUCUUUUUAAGCGACAGUUUGGAGAAGCUCAUAUUUUUUAUUUAAGUACUAAAAAAAGUUUUUUUUAUUUUUUAUUUUAAGGCAUUCUAAAUUAAGUGUUGAUUAUUUAUAUUCAUUCACGAAAAAUAUAUAGUAAAAUAACUAUAUGUACAAAGCUAAACUGAAUAAAUUACCUAAACAAGUAUAAAAGUUAAACUUUCCAUGUUUUCGGAGGAGGGCAGUGCCCCCUAAGGGAAAUUUGAUUAUGGAUUACCAUGAAAUUACGUCACAACAUUGCAAUAUCUGUGAACUCCGCCAUAUUAAUUUUUUUAAGCUGUGUUCACGUUAGGUCUGCAAUCACAUUUUGCGGUUCCCAGUUUGUUACGUCACGUGAGUUGCCCAAACAGCGUCACAAGAAGAGAAAAAUAUUACUGCUUUGUACUUGCCAUAAAGUUCAAGUUUAAAUACACUUUAUUAUACACCAUAUGCCUACAUAGCAGUAACACAAUUGAAAAAAAGUAAAAGUGCCAUAGGCGGCCUUAUCGCUUGAAAGCAGUCUCUACCAACCUACCAUAGGACAUGAAGUUAAGAGCCAUCGUAGUGCUCAAACUGUAGACCGAUUUGAUUGCGGUUUCUUGCAUAACUACUAGUCUCUCUCUUCGAAAUGUCUCUGUUAUGCAACUAGAGGCCACAAGGGUACGCUGCAAUCUGUAGCUAAAAUAGUGUUUUAAAUAUUUUACUCUUACUAUUCCUGAUACUGGGACGAUUUCGAUGCGGUUUCUUAGUAUUAUAACACUUAGAGUAGGGUUUUCUAUGUUUUAAGGUGUAAGUCAGCCGGCGAAACUAGCAAAAGCAGGAGAUAAACGUUAAACCUAUCUCUCGAUUAUAUCCGAAGGGGGUUAAAUUUACUUGUUCACCUGCCAAAGCACUGCAACAGGGAAUAUUGAGAAAUUUACCCCCGUUAUAUACCCGUGUUGUAAUAAUGACACUUAAAUUACUUCGAUGUUAUUGCCACAGUUGCGCCAAUGCUCGAAGAAUUAAUAAAAUUGUGGGAGAAGAAAAAUGUUUGUCCUUUCCCUGGUGAGAAUAAUGCCCUUGCUCUGGGGUAUUUUUGUCAUGAUUAUUACGUGAAAUUGUGAAAUUAAAAAUUGGGUUCUAUUUUGUAAAUUGUGCCCAGUCACACACCCACUCAUAUCUCAAAAUCCCGGGAUUUUUAAGAAUUCUAAAAGACUGAAUAAUUAUAAUAUAUGAAUUAGUGAAUAUUUUUUUAUUCACUUCUAUAUUCUCUAAAAAUAGGAUUUCCUGACGAAACGUUUCAAUUUAAUUAUUUUUUCAUUGCCUUAAAUUGUGUAUGAAAGAAUGUCCUAAAUUGUUUUUAAGAAUGCUGUAUUUUGAUGCCAUAAUUUCCAAUUUUAAUUUAUAUAUAUGCUGCUUCGAAGGAUUUUGGGUUAUGAGUUUAGAUUAAGUUGUGUAUUACACAACAUAAAUAGCUAUUUAAACACCUAUGAUAUACAUCGCGUCACAUAAAAAGACCUGGCUGUCUUGCUAGGCCUUACCUCAUCUAGUUGUCGUGAUAAUGCAGUCUAACUUGGUAGCGGGCUUACCUGUUCCGGUAAAUAUGACAUUCAAAUUAAACCUAUAACCCUAAUCGGUUUCUAUGCGGCAUCGUACCGGAACGGUUAAUCGCUUGGCUUCGUCGGUAGUAACUAGCCACGGUCUAAAACUGCUACAAGAAAAGAACUUAGCCUAUUACAUUUUAUACGUGAAUUCAAUGUUUAUUGCUGAAUAAUAAACAUUUGAUUACUAAUAUAAUUGCACUCAUUCGCAUGGAAUUACUAAAGUUCUCUACUGUGCAGGUCUGAGGUCGAUCGAUUGUCAGGAGUCUUUUUACGUGACACGAUCUUAAUCUAUUACCGCACUAGGGUUUUAGUGGCGGCUAUUGUGGAAGUUCUAUAAAUUACUAAAAAUUAAUAGAAUCUCAGAUGAACAAUUUUGUUAAUUGGUGUUUUAUAUUAUAAUGUAUUUUUAAUAACUUGUCUUAUUAUGUGAACAAACUUUUCAAUACUUCUUGAUGUAAGAUGUGUUGUAAAAAUAUAAAUAAAAACAAGUAAAAUAAUACGAAACUUUAUAAAUCUUUCUAUAAUUUUUAAAUAAUGCAUUCUUUAUACUAAAGAGUUAUGAUAAGAUUUUUUUAAUAAUAAGCAAAGUAAAUAAAAAUAUAUAAAAUUACAGAAUGUUAGUUUUGAACAUUCAAAAAAUUACUUGGAUAUUAUGAAUUUUAUUUUAUAACUCUGUAAUAAUGGGAAUUGCGUUAUCCAUUAUAAUAUCGAAAUCACGGGAAAUUACUUUAAAAUAGAAAAUACAUAAUAAAUACCUCUAAAAUUAUGUUUUUUACUUCGUUUAAUAAUAGUAAAAUUAUUUACCAUUUUUGCACAAGUUCAUGGAAAUGAUUUUAUAAUGAAAACGGAUUGUGUUUUAAUACAUGACCUAUUUUUUAGUUUUUAUUCAAAAUAAAAAAUGCAUGGAGGUGGAAGAGUUUGGAAUAUAAUUCUCCCGCAUCUGAAUGCAGGUUUUUAGGACAGACCUCGUCCGGGAAACGUUUACAUUCCUUCAGACAGCUCAAGGGCGUUUUUUUUCGGUGUAAUUAUGGGCGCAUAAGGCUAAACACCUAAGUGUCAAGUUGAUGAACACAUAGCGGCACUGUGUUCCUAUACAGUGCUGAUAUGCGUUGCGCUUCAAAUAUAGACUACAGUUUUCCACAUACCAUCGGGUGGGAUAUCGGCUUGGUGCGUCGAACAUUACUUUAAAAAAAUGCAAAAUCCGAAUAGCAAGGUUUGAGCUCAAAAAUAUUUGUAAGGCUGAAUUUAAAAUUUGUCACCGAAAAUAUUUAAGCCGAAUCUGUAUUUAAGAACGACUUCAAACAAAGGUUGUUAAAUAACCGAACUAUGUUUGUUUUCACAUUGCCAAAAAAAAUCUCUAAAUGAAUAAAAGAUGUUUUUUUUUAAU
Messenger RNA from Pararge aegeria (speckled wood butterfly), 4803 nucleotides. RefSeq lists its product as uncharacterized. The transcript is spliced from 6 exons. Bases 172 to 1545 code for a protein of 457 amino acids. Gene Ontology annotation, molecular function: RNA endonuclease activity; mRNA binding. The record is from RefSeq and is a predicted model, not a curated record. NCBI's taxonomy places the organism in Eukaryota, Metazoa, Arthropoda, Insecta, Lepidoptera, Nymphalidae. Gene Ontology annotation, cellular component: nucleus; cytoplasmic ribonucleoprotein granule.